Molecule: messenger RNA, 4443 nt
Organism: Fusarium mangiferae
Lineage: Eukaryota; Fungi; Ascomycota; Sordariomycetes; Hypocreales; Nectriaceae
Exons: 4
Coding region: 1-4443 (1480 amino acids)
Source: RefSeq, a predicted model, not a curated record
AUGGCGGCCAAUAUGCAGCACAUGGCUGGGGCCGGGCAGAUGAUGCAGCAGCCGAUGCGCAAGCCGACCCCCAAUCAGCUGCAGCAGAUAGUGUACCAAAACCUUGUCCAACACACACAGCCAUUCACUGGCAUAUGUUGGCAAGCCAAUGUAGCCAUCAGUGAUCGCAUGGGUAAGACCAUGAACUUGAUAACCAACAUUUCUCUGGCCAUGAACGGAGGGGACUACAUGAAGGGGGCUGAAUGGGGCUGCAACUUUGAGCGUGAAGCAUUUCACAAAUCUGCUACAAAGGAAAUUUACGAUCAGGAGAUGGGUAAUAAGAUCAUGGAAUUCUUUAAGAGACGCCAGGCCAAUGAACCCACACUCCAGAACAGUAUCAAUGUUAGCGCUCAAGCGCAGGCACAAGCACAAGCCCAAGCGAUGAUGAACAUGCAGAUGGGACGCGGCAUGGGCCAAGGCCCGCAGCAAGGCUUCCAGUCUAUGCAGCACCCGAUGCAAGGUGGCCAGAUGAACCAAGCACAACAACAAAUGCCGAUGAAUGCCGGAAUGAACAUGGGCAUGCCGAACCAAGCUGGUCGUGGGAUGGGUCCAGGCCAGCAGAUGGUAGGUAUGGGCGGAGGUCAGAAUCGACCUCAACCAACUUCAUUCCCCUCUGACAUGGCACGGCUUUCGCAACAAGACAGAGUAAAGGUUAGCGAGCUUGCACAAAAGAUGUUUAACACUGCCUCAGACCAGCAGAAACAAAACACCAGAAUGCAGCUUUCUCAGAGGAUAACCCCUACGCAGAUGAACGAACUCACUGCACAGGGUAAAGAUCCUCUGAUGUGGUUUUAUCAGAACCAAGCCUUCCAAGUUCUUAAAGCGAACAUGGCCAGAAUUCAACAAGGCCAGCAGCCGCAAGGGAUGGCACAGAAUCCCAACAACAAUCAAGCACCCAUGAUGCAACAGCAGGCAAGUCAGCAAGGACUUCGCCAGCAGCAGGCUCAGAUCUCUCAACAAGGGCAGCAACAGCAUGGUAUGAUGAAUGGCAAUCAGGGCAGUAACGACUAUAACUCUUUCGCACCCAACAUGGAUAGCAUCGAGAAACAGCAGAUGAAUGGUUUGAUGGCUCAGCAAGCCGGUCAGAUGGUAGUACCUGCCAGCGCCGGGCCGAAUCGAAACGCGACGCCCCAACCGAUGGGCCAGAACGCACCCAACCAGCAGGGUCCCAAUCAAGGCCAGCGACCGCCGCAACAACAGCAGCAGAACAUGAAUCUUCAGCAAAUGAAGAUGAACCAAGUCUCGCAGCAGUCACAGGCACAACUGCAGGCACAGCAGAUGAAGCAGAUGCAAAAUCAGGCAGGCAUGGCCGCCAACAUGCAGCCUUCCCAAAGUCCUGCAAUGAACACCCUUAACACACCUGUUUCUCGGCCUGGCAACAUGAACCAGGGCGCUGGACAGGGCGGUGUUCAGUUCGGCGACCAGCGAUUCAACCAAGGGGCACAGCGGCCUAACAACCAAACUUUCCAGAACAUGCUGGCAAGUCUACCGCAAGAGCAACGUCAGAUCGUGAGCGGUCUGACUCCGGAUAAGUUGAAUGAGGUAAUGCAGCGUUGGCAGUCAAAGCGUAAUGAGCAAAUGGGUCUAAAUAAUGGUGGACAGCUUCCUCCGGGGCAAAUGGGGAACCGAACUCCAAGCCAGAUGAACCAGAUGAACCCUAACGGUGCUGGACAAAUGCCAGUCAACAUGCAGCAGUCGCAAAAUGGAAUGCCUAUGAAUGGCAACCCGCAGCAAAUGCAGAUGCCUCGGCUGGCCCCGAACCAGCAGCUGGCCAUGAUGGACUCUAUGGAUUUACCUCCUCAAGUCCUCUCCCAGCUCCAGACUCAGAUUCCCCCAGAGGUCAAGAAAUGGGGACAGCUGAAGAUCUGGCUUCAGCAGAACAACAUUCCUCAGCAACUACGGACGCAACUGGCAGCUGUUCAACAAAGGCAGUUCCAACUCGCCCUUCAGCGACGCGCUAGUGCCAUGCAACAGCAGCAACCCGGCCAGCCAGGACAGCAGCUUUCACCCCAACAGCAAGGUCAACAACCGCAGCAGCCAGGACAAAACAAUGCCAACCCUGGCAUGCAAGCUCCAGGUGGACCUGGACCUAAUCCCCUCCAAGCAGGACGACCACAGAUGCCUGUCAAUAUACCAGCACACAUCCUGCAGGUUUCUCCGCACGAAAUAGCGACACUUAGGAAUAGACCUCAGUUCACUCAAGCGUCCGAUGAACAAUUGCGCAAUGCAAUUCUCCAGAUGAAGAGAAGUUCUUGGAUGAACCAGCAGGCGCAACAAAUGCGAAACCAACAAGCUCAGGCUCAUAUGGCGCAAGCCCGUAAUGGUCAAGGCCAGCAAGUUAUGCAGACACAGAUGGGUGUUCCCCCGACACAAAUGCAGCUCCAACAACCCCAGCCAAACCAAGCUCCUCAGGCCCAGAACAUGCCAGGAGCCAACAACAUGGGACCGAACAAUGCUGCUCAACAAGCGGCUCAGAAACAACCAAGCGUGACUCCAGAGCAAGCACGAAAUGCUCGCCCUCAGCCUGCCAACAACCGAGCACAGCCUCCAAACCCAUCGCCAGCAUCCGCCCCGAAAAAUCUCAAGCGCCCGAGUAACGACGAUGCCAUCGACGUACCCGAAGCCGCAAAGGCAGCGCCCGCGAGACCAGUGUCACAGCCCAACCAGCCACAGCAGGCCCAAGGCCCAAGAAUGUUGACUCCUCAGCAAAUUGCACAGCUCACACCGGAGCAGCGAGCCAAAUACGAAGCGAUGAUGAGGGCACAGAUGAACAAGGCAGGCCAGAUUCCUCCUCAAGGUGGAAGCGAGAUACUGGCGCGUCUCAAGUCACUAGGACAAGAAGAGCAACGACAAUCUGUGAAAGAGAACGAUCCUGAGAUUCCGAUGUCACAGCAGGAGUACCAGGAGACAGCUGAGAAGCUCAAGAAAAUUGUGGUUGAUAUGAGCAAGAUCGGCCGUGGUUUGAGCAGAUGGUAUGGUCUCACGCGAGAUGACCAAAGAGCGAAGAUGUUUUUCCGAACUCGAUGGAGGAUUCUUAAGCAGUUCUCUGACGGCGAGAAGAUGUCUGUACCUAAAAACGUGUUCACGAUGCGAGCCGUGGAAAUCGAUCAGGCUCGAAAUAUGCUGGAGAGCAUGGCGAAGGAUCUCGCUGCGAGCGUGUAUGCCAGAGGCCUGAAUAAUGCUAUCAGACAAGCCACACCCCAAAAUCAGAAUGCACAGGCUGCCCAACCACAACAGCCAUUCUCUCAACAACAGCAAUCUCAACCUCAACCUGACCAGCCGACGCAACCUCCGGGAGGACAAGCAGCUCCUGCCAAUGCCGAAAACGGUCGCCGGAACUCUCAAGCUCAGAAUACUCCCAAGGGAGGCAAUAAGGGCUCACGGGCCCCAGAAGCUCCUACAAGCGCUCGGCCCCCCUUUCAGUUACCUCCUCAUGGCAAUCCAACUUAUGUCGCACCGUCGAAGGAGCUCAACCUGCAGCUACCGACAGGACGCAAGAAGCAAAAGACUGGACAGACACCCCAGGGCGCUACGCCUUCACCUAAACUUAGCAAGAAAGGAUCCCCUGAGCUCCGAAGGACGUCCGAAACGCAGUUGCCGCCUAAGCCAGUCUUUCUCUGCAAGGAACCCGAGUGCGAGUUUUCAACCGCUGGUUAUAGCACCGAGCAAGUUCUUCAACAGCAUGUCUACGAGGAGCACACGAAGCCUCGAGAAGAUCCUCUCAAGUUUGCUCAGGAGAACCUGGCCUUGGCCCUUGGGCUCGAGCCUGAUGGAACAAUCAAGCGGGAACCAGGGACAGAAGCUGCUGCAAUGAGCUUGACCAACUCCAAGCAAGGCCAGACACCUGUCACCAUGGCCGCAACUCCUGUGUCUAUUACCGAUGCCGGCAUGAAGCGAUCGGCCAGCAGUAUGGGCAAACCCCAAGACAAGGCCGGCCUCAAAGCUGGUACAACCCCCAAGAUGGCGGAUAUCAAGCCGGUUGAAUCGACUGCCGUUGAUCCUUGGGCCAAUGCGACUAUCGAUACGGAGAUGCUGGUGAACAACCUGGGAGUUGAGCGCGGGCACGGAUUUUACGAUAACCCCUACUACGACCUCAACGCUCUCAGCUACUUGACGCCCAGAGAUACACCUGACUCGGUCAAGGACACUGGCAGCAGCGAGCCCAACAGCGAUCUUCCAGAAGGUGCAGCCAUCGACGUUAAUGUGGACUGGCAUAACAUGGAUACCGAUCUGCUCCUGAACAUGACCAACACUUUGGACGCAAGCGGUGUAAUGGGCAUUGACCCCGCAGCGUUGUUCGACCCGCCCGCGUUGCAAGAACCAGACUGGGAAGAUGUCAAGAUGGACUUUUCGAAACCUUUCCAAUUCGACACUAGCCAACAUUACUAUAUGGCGACUUCAUAA